This is a messenger RNA of Talaromyces stipitatus ATCC 10500, 594 nucleotides long. RefSeq lists its product as uncharacterized. Gene Ontology annotation, biological process: arachidonate metabolic process. The coding region runs from base 1 to 594 and encodes 197 amino acids. The transcript has 2 exons. The record is from RefSeq and is a predicted model, not a curated record. Gene Ontology annotation, cellular component: membrane. NCBI's taxonomy places the organism in Eukaryota, Fungi, Ascomycota, Eurotiomycetes, Eurotiales, Trichocomaceae.
AUGAAAAUUGAGAGUUGCAUUAGCAAGUAUCUGGAUAUGGGACAUGACAUAUCUCAUGGCAAUAUAAUUUGUAAAACUUACAGAGCCGUUACCUCAGGACCAGAGAAGUAUCCCAAGUUCAGUGUUAAGCCGCUCGAGAACACAAUCAAGGAACUAGUAGAGGAACACCUUGGUGACAGAGAGAUGCUGUUGAGGUCCCAAGUACACACUGAUACAGCACACAGCGAUAUCUCCCUUCCUCAGUCUAAAAGCAACCUCCGCAGCCCUAACAUUCUUGCUCCAAUAAGGAUGGGUAACCCCGAAGUGGCAUACACGGACGGAAGAUUAUGGUUCAACAAUCCUAUUAGACAAGUACUUGAUGAGAUUAGCGAUAUCUGGCAAUCUCGCAGAAUUGGGUGCAUUAUUAGCAUCGGUACUGGUGUCCCACCAGAUCACGAUGUUGGCUUAUUACGGAAAUUCUUUGAAGGGCUCUUGAUCGACACAGAAAUGAGAGUGGAAAAGUUCGAAAAAGAAAUGGAGAGUAUAUAUACGGCACUCAACAAAAGGUCUACUACCGCUUCAAUGUCCAGCAAGGCAUUGGAAAGAUGGGAUUAG